AUGGAAUGGAUGAAAACAAAAGACGGAAAAUACAGGAUAGAGUCCCUGUCUCCAGCAACAUUUCCCAGCGCUCUGAGGGUAAUAAGGGAUGCUUUUUGUCAAGAUGAAACUGUAUCAAUAGGAUCGGAGGUGAAUAAAAACCCAGAAGCGAUAGAGGAAUUGUUAGAGCUAUGCGCUGACGCAGCACUAGACGGCGUGUCUGCGAUCGCUGUCGCGGUGGAUACAGGGGAGGUGGCAGCAGUUGCUUUUAAUAAGAUCCAAGUUAAAACGUCCGAUGUCUCAGAGAAGCCAUUCUUUGAAAUAUUUGCCGACGAACGCUGUACACAGGCUUCGUCACGUUCGCUCAUACAAUUUAUGGCUGACGUUGACGGUAGAUGCAACUUAUUCGAAAAAUACAAAGUUGACUGCAGUUUGGAGAUCAUGUUCCUGGCAACACUAAGAGAACACAGAAAACAGAAGUUGGCAACUUUGUUAUGUCAAAUCUCCAUAGAUAUUGCUAGAAAAUUCCAAGAUGGUCCAGUAGCACCAAUCAAAGUAGAAGAUCUUGGUCCUAAAUAUUCUCAUUUGAAGAAUCGAAACCUUAUUAAGAAACAUCCUAAAAUUUGUCAAGCGAUUUGGACGUCAGAAGCUUCUCGAAAAGUCGGUAAAGCAUUAAACUUUACGGUGCAUUUGACAGUACCAUUUUCGGAAUUUGUAUUCAAUGGAAAAACUUAUUCUGAACGAAAUGGAGAUGAAGCUGCAUUUUGUGAAGUAGCAGCGUUAUCUUUG
This is a messenger RNA of Brenthis ino (lesser marbled fritillary), 768 nucleotides long. The record is from the annotation of a GenBank genome assembly. Lineage: Eukaryota; Metazoa; Arthropoda; Insecta; Lepidoptera; Nymphalidae.